UCAGGGGAAGUGACGUCGGCGGACCCGCGCUGUCUUCCGGGCUGUGUACAGAUGCUAGUGCCUGAGGAGCGCUCUGCAGGUUCUAGGUUCGGUUCGGUCAGAGAACACCUCCAAAGAUCCGGGGAAGAAUCUCGGAGCUUCGCAGAGUCGGACCGCAGCGGAACCGGAAGGAAGCUGCAUGGCUGCCGCGGUUUCUGCGGGAGGGCCACCUCUGAUCAUGGAGAACGGACAGACCGCCCCCCCCCCCCCCCACCCUACAACCACCACCACCAAGCUGGGCCUGCCUCCACUCACCCCCAACCAGCAGGAGGCGCUGCAGAAGGCCAAGAAAUAUGCCAUGGAGCAGAGCAUCAAGAGCGUGUUGGUGAAGCAGACGCUGGUGCAGCAGCAGCAGCUCAGCAGCCUGCAGAUGGCUCCUCUCACCAUGGGCUUAGGAGACGCUCUGUCUCCCCUGCAGUCGGUGGCAGCCCAGCGGCAGAGGGCUCUGGCCAUCAUGUGCCGGGUUUACGUGGGCUCCAUCUACUACGAGCUGGGCGAGGACACCAUCAGACAGGCCUUCAUCCCCUUUGGACCCAUCAAAAGCAUCGACAUGUCCUGGGACUCCGUCACCAUGAAGCACAAGGGUUUCGCCUUUGUGGAGUAUGAAGUCCCAGAAGCCGCCCAGCUGGCGCUGGAACAGAUGAACUCUGUGGUCCUCGGCGGGAGGAACAUCAAGGUGGGGAGGCCGAGUAACAUCGGCCAGGCUCAGCCAAUCAUUGACCAGCUAGCAGAGGAAGCGCGUGCCUUCAACAGGAUCUACGUGGCCUCAGUGCACCCGGACCUUUCUGACGAAGACAUCAAGAGCGUCUUUGAGGCCUUUGGGAGGAUUAAGUCAUGCAUGUUGGCCCGCGAGCCGACCACCGGACGGCACAAAGGCUACGGCUUUAUUGAGUAUGACAAGCCUCAGUCAGCCCUGGACGCCGUGGCCUCCAUGAACCUCUUUGACCUGGGGGGUCAGUACUUGAGGGUGGGGAAAGCUGUGACUCCGCCCAUUCCCCUCCUCACACCAACAACUCCUGGAGGACUUCCUGCGGCGGCGGCCGUGGCUGCGGCUGCGGCCAGUGCAAAGAUCACAUCACAGGAUCCAGUUGGAGCUUCGCUGCUCGGACCUCUGGCGGGACCAGCGCUUCUCUCGCAGCAGCUCGGACUUCCCCAGGCCGUCAUGGCUGCCCAGGCCCCAGGUGUCAUCACAGGUGUGACCCCGGCCCACCCCCGCCUGCCUCAGGUGGGGCUGGUGAACCCGGUGCUGGCCACGCCCCCGUCGGUGAUGGCUUCGCUGGGCUCGGAGCUGAAGAAGAAGGAGGAGGAGCACCAGCAGGAGGCGCAGCAGGACGGCGCCUCGGAGCCGCUGAGCGAGCAGGAGCACAUGAGCAUCAGCGGCAGCAGCGCGCGGCACAUGGUGAUGAGGAAGCUGCUCCGGAAGCAGGAGUCCACCGUCAUGGUCCUCAGGAACAUGGUCGGCCCCGAGGACAUCGACGACGACCUGGAGGGCGAGGUGACGGAGGAGUGCGGGAAGUUCGGCCAGGUGAAGCGGGUGAUCAUCUACCAGGAGCGGCAGGGCGAGGAGGACGACGCCGACGUCAUCGUCAAGAUAUUCGUGGAGUUCUCGGAGGCGGCGGAGAUGAACCGCGCCAUCCAGGCGCUCAACAACCGCUGGUUCGGGGGCCGCAAGGUGGUGGCCGAGGUGUACGACCAGGAGCGCUUCAACGGCGGCGACCUGUCGGCGUAGGACCGGCACAGAACCGUGGACCGUAGAACAUAGUGGCCUCUUCCGGACCCGUCGGGUUCUGAAGGAGUCCGUAGAAACACUUCCUCCUCUCCAGGACCAGGGGAGCGGGCCGAGCUGCCGGUUCCCGUCUCCUCUACAGAACCUCCUGUUCCUCCUGCCGGUACCGGUUCCGUCACGCAGAACUCUUCUGAAACCUGCUGGGUCGCGUCGCUGGCAGAUCUCAGGACAGAUCUGGACCUGGGCCGUUACGGGCACAGAAUUCUGGUUCUGGUCGGUCCAGGGAACGAGCGGGUCCAGGUUGGCCUGGAGCUGAGACUUCUUGGGUUCUGCUUCCGUUUUCAUGAACCUUUGUUCUGUUUCCUGAAGCUGGUUCCGUCUGCACGGGUUCUCAGAACUGAACGAACAGAACCGAGCUGCGUCCCGCGGCUCUUCAGGACGUUGCAGGUCAAACAUGUGAAUAAAUGUUUUACAGCUGUUUAAAA
This is a messenger RNA of Fundulus heteroclitus (mummichog), 2250 nucleotides long. It is a transcript of the gene puf60a, whose product is annotated as poly-U binding splicing factor a. Gene Ontology annotation, molecular function: RNA binding. Gene Ontology annotation, cellular component: precatalytic spliceosome; catalytic step 2 spliceosome. NCBI's taxonomy places the organism in Eukaryota, Metazoa, Chordata, Actinopteri, Cyprinodontiformes, Fundulidae. Gene Ontology annotation, biological process: mRNA splice site recognition; regulation of alternative mRNA splicing, via spliceosome; alternative mRNA splicing, via spliceosome. The record is from RefSeq and is a predicted model, not a curated record.